Messenger RNA from Saxophila tyrrhenica, 1539 nucleotides. It is a transcript of the gene PUT1, whose product is annotated as proline dehydrogenase. The record is from RefSeq and is a predicted model, not a curated record. The coding region runs from base 1 to 1539 and encodes 512 amino acids. NCBI's taxonomy places the organism in Eukaryota, Fungi, Ascomycota, Dothideomycetes, Mycosphaerellales, Extremaceae. Gene Ontology annotation, molecular function: proline dehydrogenase activity; FAD binding. Gene Ontology annotation, cellular component: mitochondrion. The transcript is spliced from 2 exons.
AUGAAGGCCGAAGUAAGUAUCCUUCUUUCCUUCUCUGCCGGCGGAGACUCUUCUUUCAUCACAAUGAAGCCAGGCCUUCAAAUGCCUGCGCCGGAUGCGGUGCUCGUCAGCAUUCUACGGAAGCAGAGAUCGCCAGCAUACUGUACACACCUCCUCCAGGAUGGCGGCAGACGGCACUCGAGCCGGCGUAGCAUCCAGACGUCAGCGCCGAAGGCACGGGCUGUAGUGCUGUCCACGGCGUCGAUAUCGAGCAGCACACAAGCGAGCGCUGCUCCCCCGCCCGGGGGAUAUACUGAGCCCGGCAUGCUCGCCCUGGCGACGUUACCGCUCUCACAAGUCCUCCGAACCUACUGCAUUACCAGCGUCUCCAGCUCGCCCACGCUGCUUGCAGCCUCGACCAGCAUUCUCCGAGGAAUGCUUAACAGCCGCAACCCUCUGUUCCGCAUCGAUACGAACCCGCUUAUGCGGUCAUUGUUGUGGCAUACAUUCUACAAGCAGUUUUGUUCAGGGGAGACAGAGGCUCAAGUGGGAAAGAGUUGUCAAGACCUACGAAAGCAGGGCUACGCCGGUGUGAUCCUCGAGUAUGCACUAGAAGUACUGGCGGACUCAGAAGGCAGUGAGGAGCAGGAUGUGGCAGUCUGGCGAAAGGGAAUGCUUGACAGCGUCCACAUGGCCGAGCCCGGAGACUUCAUCGGUCUCAAGUGGUCAGGUAUGGGUCCGGAGGCCAUGCGGCGGAUGAAGCGGGAGCAAGAGCCGACUGAGAGAAUGAGCGAAGCUAUGCAUGCUCUGUGCAAGGCUGCGGCAGAGAAGAAUAUUGCUCUGCUUCCAGCUGCUGAGGAGACCUGGAGCUUGACUGGCUUCCAUGACUGGUGUCUUCGGAUGCAGAGAGUCUACAACAUCGGCGGUAAGAGCGUGGUGUACAGCACCUACCAGGUGUACUUGAAGCAGACCCCGGACAUCAUUGCGAAGCAUUUGGAGAAUGCUCGCAAGGAGGGCUACACACUGGGAGUCAAGCUGGUGCGGGGAGCGUAUCUUGGUACAGACGAUCGGAAGCUCAUGCAUUCCACCAUCGAAGGAACGCACAACGCAUACGACCAAGUCGCAUCGGCCCUGAUCCACCGAAAGUACAACGAUGUCCUCCGCCCCGCCGAAGGAGCCCCAGACCAGGCUCUACCGCACGUCAACGUCGUCCUCGCCACUCAUAACCACGAAUCCGUUCAAAAGGCACAGUCCCUCCGGCGAGACCAAGCAGCUCGCGGAGAGCUUCUCACCCCUCUCACCUUCGCCCAGUUGCAAGGCAUGGCGGACGAAGUCUCCUGUAGCUUGCUAGCCGCAGCGAAAGCCAACGUGGGCAACGACAAGGCGGUCCAGGAGCGAGUGUUCAAGUGCACGACGUGGGGCCCAAUGUUUGACUGUUUGAACUAUUUGCUUCGACGCGCUGCGGAGAACAAGGAUGCUGCGAGCCGGACUCAUGAGACCAGGACUGCCAUGAAGGCUGAGCUCUGGCGGAGGUUGAAGGGGACGUUUUAUAUGGCAUGA